Messenger RNA from Candida dubliniensis CD36, 1308 nucleotides. RefSeq names its product Mss51p (gene MSS51). The record is from RefSeq and is a predicted model, not a curated record. Bases 1 to 1308 code for a protein of 435 amino acids. Lineage: Eukaryota; Fungi; Ascomycota; Pichiomycetes; Serinales; Debaryomycetaceae. Gene Ontology annotation, biological process: mitochondrial respiratory chain complex IV assembly. Gene Ontology annotation, cellular component: extrinsic component of mitochondrial inner membrane. The transcript has a single exon.
AUGAUUUCCACUCACCAUUUCAUAAUACCUAGGUUGGCUAAACCAUCAAUAUGCACCAAAAGACAGCUUUCGUUUUUCUGGAAAAUGUUGGCCAUGGACGAUUCAAAGAAUAAAGUGAAAGAGCAUCAAUUGUAUACAUGGGAUGAAUCUCCAUAUGAAGAUAUCCGUGAGCGUGCGGCAAUGAUUAGAGCCCAAGCUUUAUGUCCUGUUACCUCAAAACCAGUCAACUUUGUUUGUCCAUAUUCAGGCAUUCCAACACAUCAUUCCAAAGAAGCAUGGGAACAAGACAAAGAGUACCAUGAGUCAAAAGUAUAUGAAAAAUUGAAAAAAGUUAACCUUUACGAGCAUGACUUGAGAUCAGGGAGAAAGUUUGCUGAAUUUGCUUUCCCUAAGAAACAAGAAAGAGACUUUUUGGUCAAUAUCAGUAACUGGGACUCAUUUUUCUACACAAGAGAUUUCCCACCAAUGAAUGAUGAAUUCAAUUUAGCGGCAGCAACUAAAGUUUUGACAUAUCCUAUUACUAUUGCGUCGAUUUUACAUAAAUUUUCGCCCUUACAAUUGGAGCCAAAGGGACCAUUGACAUUAGAAGGGGCCAAAUCUUUGGGUGCAUUGAGAUACACAUUGUAUCCUCCACAACUCGGAAAAUCAUCAACUAAUGCCACCUCAACAAACUCAGACGACAAUGCCGGUGAAAUUGCAUUUAAAGAAAGACCAAUGAGAAUUUUCUUGAUAGGCCCAAGAAUGGAAGGGAUGUUACCAGGUUACAUAUGGAAACAAUUUGGAUAUUUAUUCCCCAACACCGAGUUUGAAAUUCACUUGAUUGGUCCAGAAGCUUAUUAUGAUAAAAAGUUGCAAAAGUUUACGCCUGUCAGUGAUUCAAACGGGAGACCGUUAGUACAAAGAUUUGACGAACAAAUAACAUUGCAUUACCACUCUAAAUUUUUUAAUGAGUUGUAUGACAUGGGCGACCUUUUCCCAUUUGAUCCAUAUUUGGACGUAUUCUUCUGUUUCCAUCCUAAUUUCCAAUCUGCUGAUCAAAUACAUUGGGAUAAAUCGUUGAAAGGAUUGUUGGAAUCAAAAUGCCCCGUUUUCAUCAGUGGCUACCAUGAACAUGAAUUAUCGAAAGACAUUGAAUGGUUGAAGAAUCAUGAAUUGUACCCAGAAAUGGAUAUAAUCUUGAAUGGUACUCCAAACAACUUCGCUUGUACAAAAUACGACAUAAGAGUGACUGACCCUACUAAUCCUUUGAAUUUGAACAGUAGACUUUUUGGUUUCAGAGGUAAAAGGUAUCAUGCUAUUCAAACAUAA